AUGUCGGAGGGGACGACGGACAUUCCCAGCGAGCUGUCCGAGAGUGUGCGGGAGGCGGUGGGUCGGAGGGUGAAGCUGACCCUGAGGCGCAAGGUCCAGCUGGAGGUCAAAGGUGACAAGGUGGAGAACAGAGUGCUGGCCUUGGCGUCGCAUCGAGCCUAUCUGCUGACAGCUCGGGUCCCUUCCAAGGUUGAACAGUCCUUCAGCUACCUGGAUAUCCAGGGAAUCAGCAGCAAUAAGCCCACUCAGUUGGUGUUGGAGCACGAGCGCGGUCCAUGGAGCCUCCGGCUGGGCUCGGCGGAGGAAGCGGACGAGGUGAUCGCUCACAUCGGCAGCUGCCUGCACCGGAUCUGCCCCGCGGGCUCACCUGUAAAGGUGAUGAGGAAGUUGACUCUGAAGCCUCCAGAGAGGACGGCAGCCCUUCAGGCCAUCUGGGACGAGCAGGGCUCGGCUGACCUGGGACCCUGCGGGGGUUUCUCUCAUCAGUACUGGUGUGUAUGUGAUUACCUGGGUCUACCCUACAGAGAGGAGGUCCAAUGGGAUGUGGACACCAUCUAUCUCACUCAGGACACCAGGGAGCUCAACCUGCAGGACUUUAUUCACCUGGAGAACAGGGACUUGGUGGCGAUCAUCGCAGCUCUGGAGUACAACCAGUGGUUCACCAAACUCUCCGCCAAAGACUACAAACUGUCGACAGACGUGUGCGACCAGAUCCUCAGAGUGGUGGCUCGCUCCGGCCGGCUGGAGGAGCUGGUGCUGGACAACGCUGGGCUCAAAAGUGAUUUUGCUCAGAAACUGGCCAGCGCUCUGUCCCAAAACCCCGCCUCCACGCUGCAAACGCUCAACCUGAGCAACAACUCACUGGAGGACAAAGGUGCUGCUGCUCUGAGCGCUCAACUCGCCAAACUGCCCAUGGGCCUGAAGAACCUGAACCUCUGCAGGACUUCCAUGUCUCCUAAAGGUGUGAACAGCCUCUGUCAGGCUCUCUGUGCCAACCCGGUUGUCGCCUCCACCCUCACGCAACUCGACCUGUCGGGAAACUCGCUCAGAGGCGAUGACCUACCGAACCUGCACAGCUUCCUGAGUCACUCAAACUGUCUGGAGACUCUCGAUCUGUCCAACAGUGACUGCUCUCUGGAGCAGGUGUGCGCGUCUCUGCUCAGAGGAUCUUUGAAGCAUCUUUCUGUCCUCAACAUGUCAAAGGCCGUCUUCUCUCACAGGAAGUGUAAAGAAAUCCCUUCGUCCUUCAAGCAGUUCUUCAGCUGUGCUCAGGCUCUGAGCUCAGUCAGUCUGUCGGGAACCAAGCUGCCUCUGGAGGCUCUGAAGGCAUUGUUGUUGGGGCUCGGCUGCAACCCAAACCUCAGUGACGUGUCGCUGGAUCUCAGCUGCUGUGAGCUGCGUUCAGGAGGCUCCCAGAUCCUGGAGGGUUGCAUCGCUGAGAUCCCCAACAUUUCCAGUUUGGACAUUUCUGACAAUGGUCUGGACAUGGAUCUGACCACUCUGCUGGUCUGGCUGGCCAAGAACCGUUCCAUCAGACACCUUUCACUGGGCAAAAACUUCAGCAACAUCAAGUCCAAAAAUGUGGCUCUGGUCCUGGACAACCUGGUUCACAUGAUUCAAGAGGAGGAAUCACCGCUGACCUCGCUGUCCUUGGCUGAUUCCAGGCUGAAGGCCGACCUCUCCAUCGUCCUCAACGCUCUGGGCAGCAACAGCUCUCUGACCAAGCUAGACAUCAGUGGAAACGCCAUGGGGGACAUGGGGGCCAAGAUGCUGGCCAAAGCCCUGCAGAUCAACACCAAACUCAGGACAGUAGUGUGGGACAGGAACAACAUCAGCCCUCAGGGUCUACAGGACGUAGCCGCUGCUCUGGAGAAGAACUACACCAUCCGUUUCAUGCCUGUUCCCAUCAUGGACGCUGCUCAGGCGCUGAAGGCGAACCCAGAGAAGACAGAGGACGCCUUACUAAAGAUGGAGCAGUACCUGCUGAGGAACCAUGAGACACGGAAAUACCUGCAGGAGCAGGCGUACAGGCUGCAGCAAGGAAUAGUCACCACCACCACACAACAGAUGGUGGAUAUGAUGUGCGUGAAGGUGCAGGAUCACCUGAACUCUCUGCGGUUCACAGAGACCAACUCGGUUCAGGAGGACAUGAAGGUGGCAGAGAACCUCAUGAAGGACGCCAGGAACUCCAAGACACUGCUCCCCAACCUGUACCACCUGAGGAGUGGGGGGGCCAGGGGUGCGUGCGUCGGCGCUAUUCAGGACAAACUGGAGUCGAUGGCCGGAGAGGUGGCCAGGGUGAUGGACGAACAGCUGCAGGCGAUGCUGGUGUCCAUGGUGGACGCUGCUGAGGGUCUGUGUCCUCAUGUGAUGAGGAGGAGCAGCCUUCGUCAGGAGCUGCUGAAGGCCGGAGCGGGAAGGAUGACCAUUCCCUGCAGCUUCGUCACCACCACGCUACUGGAGCAGUCCGGGGUCGACAUCAUCAACAAGAUCAGCGAAGUGAAGCUCAGCAUGGCAUCACUUCUGUCAGAUCGCAUUGUGGAUGAGAUCCUGGAGUCUCUGUCCAGAUCACAGCACACUCUGGCCGACCAUCUGAUCAGGAAGACUCAGCCUCUGCUGCAUCAGGAGCCUCAGACGGAGACUGAGGUCCUGGAUGAGAUGGUUCUGGAACCAGAGAGCCAAGACCGGGAGCAGAAACAAAGCCACGACCGGGAUCGGAAACAUGGGCUGGAGGAUAUGGACACCUGCAUGAUGACUCCUAAAUCCAAGAGGAAGAGUAUUCUGGUCAGGAUGCUGCGCCCUGUCUCUGUUGCAUUUGAGAUGGAGUUUGACCUGGACAAAGCUCUGGAGGAGGUGCCUAUCCAUGUUGAGGACCCCCCUAUUCCUCCUUCACAGCCAUUGGACAGAAUGUCGACCCACUAUGGAGACCUCUCCGCUCCCCAGACUUCACCAGACACAAAGUCUGCCUGCCUGGGCGAGCUGCCGCCGGUGGUGCACAAGACGCUGGAGCAUCGCACCAAACUACGACCAAAACCCAAGAAGAGGACAAAGCCCAGCCGACCACCUCGGGGGGCCACUGGCAGCUCGGCGCCACAAGAGGCAGAGCAGAACAGCAUCAUGGGAAAGCUGGACGAGGGUCUGGAUGACUUCUUCACCAAGAAAGUCAUUAAACUCAGCCUCAAACUUUCUUCUGUCAGAGGUCCAUCCUCAAGCAUGCCGGAAUCAGCAGAUAAGAAACGUGAGUCCAGAAAGAGCGGUUUCUUUAACCUCAUCAAAUCCCGGACGUCCCGCUCAGAGAAGAGCCACGGAGCCGCCUCCGCCACUCCACCCAACCCUGCCUCCUCCAGCACUGCUACACCCUCCUCUUCUAUUAGCCCAGUGACUGAGGACGUGCCGCCCACAUCCCCCACACCGCCCGUGAAAAAUGCUGCGGCCGUGGUUGAGCCACAUCGGGAGCCCCACGGGCCUCAGUCCUCAAACCACACGGAUUCUGAGAUGGAGGCCUGUCCCCCAGCUGCUGAGGAGGAGAAGGAGGAGGAAAAUGUGGAGAAGAUGGAGAGCGGGGAGAAGAGAGAGAGCCCAGAGAGGAAGGAAAACCCGGAGAAGAAGGAGAAAGUGGAGAGGAAGGACCACCCCCACAUACCCCGCCAUAUUGGUGUUCCUGUGAUGGGAAUGGACUUGCUGGCUGAGAUGAAGGCCAGGCAGGAGAGAAUGGCUGUAAAGAAGUCUGAGUCGUCGUCCUUGCUGGACAAGUCAGAUGGGGACAAAGCCAAGUCAGACAUCCACCUCGUUGUCCCAGCAGAGACUGACGAGUCCAGACCAGAGCCGACUCCCAGGUCCAAACCACCGAGCAUCACCCCCAAACCGCCUCCAUCCCAGGCCACCAAACUCCCACUGGGGACCCACGGCUCUGGUCCCACCAGUCCAACCAGUCCCAGGCCAAGCAGCUCCUAUAUUCAGGAUGACUCUGCCGAGGCUCCAGCUGGCAGCUCUUCUGCUAAAGGACCACUUCCCGCUCCUCGCCUGAAGAGAGCGCCAUCGCAGCAGGAGCAGGAGAGCACCUGCAGCAGCCCUGCCGGACCCCCGUCUCCACUGGACGUUGAGUUGUCCGGAGACGGUGGCGAUGCGUUUGACCCACCCGGAGCGGGUUCCGAGCCUGGUGCCGGCGACAGACAGUGGUCGUCUCUGAAGAGUUCGGCCAGUCCUCCUACUGCCAAGGAGGACGACCGGGAGCGCACCAAGUCCCUCCCUGCUUACGUGAGGCCUCCAUCUCUGGCAGACACAGAUCUCAGUCCGGCCGAGGAGGAGAUUCAAACUCCGGCUGCGGAUCUCGAGACUGACAACAAAUCAGAGGAGUCCGGUGAAGACGCUCCUUCGGUCUAAUGCCGGCAACAUGUUUAUGGUCUUUUAAAUCCUGCUCAAAUGUCCUUUCUACACCAGAGAAACUUUAAGGAGGACAAAUCACAUACGUUCAGUCAAAAGCACACACAGUGGAGGAUAAUUUGGUUUUGGAUUUUUUUUUUUUUUUUAUAAUUUCCGAUGAGGCACAUGUAAGCAGAGGGGACGCUGUAAAACUUUUUGCACGUCAUGCUGUUGCCAGAGAAGUUUCCCAAACCAUGGAUCAGUCCAGCUGUCUGGCCAAAUGGACGCCAAAACAACUCCAUUACCGUCUCCAUCGACAGCUCUAAUAGGACCAUAAAGAGCCGACCAGAUGGUGCAGAGACAAUCUGGGGUCGCUUUGAUAACCAGGUCCAGCUAUAACAAGCUCAGUUAGUCCAAAGCACUGAGGAGAAUGUUUACCUACAUUCUGCAGGUAAACUGUGGCUGGUAAGUCAGUGAGCUCUGUCAGCAGGUCAUCUGGAGAUGCGACUCUCAAGGUAAAGAAGUCCCAGAUUCGUUUUUUUUUUCAUCCUGCAAACAUCCACUCCCCAACUUGGCGCGGCCGACUCUUCACAAAUUAGAAAAUGCCAAAAUUAGGAGCAGCUGGUAGCACAAAUGUCCUGCAACUCUCCAGAAGAGGAACAACAAAAUAAUGUCAAAACCCCAAAGAGAGUUCAAGCUCUUGGUUCCAAUCUUUGAUGUUUGAUAUCUCAAAAGGUCAACGUGACCCUGCCCAGUUGACUGAUUCAGACUGAAACAGAUGAGGCAGGUUAUUCAAAACAUUUGUUCCUCGUGCUCAUGACUGGAAAAUAUUUCAGGUCACCCGAGUUACUCUGGAUGAUGAUAGAAACCCGACCGACAAACUAAAGACAUUUCACACACUGCAAGAAAAAGAGAGCUUCAAGAGCUGAACUGAUAAAAAUCGGAAAUGAUUCUGUCCAUGUGCUGAGAUCGUUCCUCUUUGUGAAGAAGAAGUGUCUGUCUCUUGAAAUAAAACAGGGUAAGAUUGGGACUGUUGAAGUGGAGUCAAGAAAAAUCAUCUGACUCCCAUCAGCAGAGAGUUUUUGCUGAUUUUAAGAAAAUGAGUUGUAAUAUGAAUAUGGCUCUGUAAGAUGGCACAGUUUGAGCUGCAGGAAGAAAAAAACAAAAAAACUUUAUUGGUUGAGUAAAUGAGUAAAUGUAUUCAUGUCAGAGUUCCCGGGUUGUAAAUCCAAUUAUUAACAGUCCAAUUAUGACUGAAAAACUCACAUAUAUGCAAACUGGUGCUCUGUAGUACCUCGAAAGACGCCUCGCGUCAGCCAAAGUUUUACUGUUCGGCCCAAAUUUAAAGGACAUGGCACGAUACUGUCAACGCACUGUGUUUUUAAACCUGGCAAGUCCGAGCGAGCAAUCGUUCAACCGUCCGGCGUCGACCAGUGGCCCGAAUGCGUGCAAGUCACAAAAAUGGGAACGUCUUCCGUCGCCACUGUUCGUCCUGCGUGAUGCAAACAUGGCGGAAACCUCAGUGGGGGGGAGACGGAGAGGAGCUGACACUUUUUUCCUCCGUCGCUCCACCCACUGAGGUUUCACUUAACCGAUGAGAUUAUUUCCCUCAAAAGCCAAAACUUCCGUUUGAAAUUUUCUUUGGUCACAGAAGACAUGUCCUUUGUGAAAAGGUCAGUAGCUAUAACAUAAAAUGUAAAGAUUCAUAUAUAAUUCAUAUAUUCUGCUGUCAACACUGCUGCUGUAUCCUAACAUCUCAUGCCUUACUACACACUGAUUUCUGUUAAUCAAGUACUGCUGCACUUACCAAUGUAUUAUGUAUCAAUGUAAAUAUGAACUUACGUUUGUUUAAGGUUCUGUUUAUAGAGUAAAUGGGGUUUUUAAUCAGAGCUGAAGGCAGAAACUCGUGGGUUUAUGAUGUAUUAUGAACAGAAAAUCGGAUUUAUUAUCAAUGAAACGUGCUGUUGAAUCUGCCUGGAUCUUCAUUUCAGAUACAUGGUGAUGGUUUUUCAUUUUAUUGGAAAAUUAUUUUUGUUAUUUUAGGGGGGAAAAAAAGUGCCUUUUUUAAAAAUUCAGUUAGAUGAUGUGUUUUAUUGUUUCUAUGUCUUUGGAUCCACAAGCCUUGAAAUGUGACAUCAAGCUGUCAGGUAUUUCCGUGCUUCUAUGUUCAUACCAAUAA
Molecule: messenger RNA, 6541 nt
Organism: Xiphias gladius (swordfish)
Lineage: Eukaryota; Metazoa; Chordata; Actinopteri; Istiophoriformes; Xiphiidae
Gene: carmil1
Product: F-actin-uncapping protein LRRC16A
Exons: 38
Coding region: 1-4383 (1460 amino acids)
Biological process (GO): cell migration; regulation of Arp2/3 complex-mediated actin nucleation
Cellular component (GO): lamellipodium; plasma membrane
Molecular function (GO): protein binding
Source: RefSeq, a predicted model, not a curated record